AUGUCCUACUCCUCCCCAACAGAGCCAUUUACGAUCCACACCUCGCUUCUUUUCUCACCGCACCUCAAGACGUUCCUCCCGAAUGUUUCGCUCCUCAUCUCUCCCACCACCGGCCUUGUUCUUCGCACUCACACGCGCUCUACCUCAUCCAUCCCUUCUCCCCUGCCCCCAUCCGACAUUGACCUCACACAUCUUGUCGUCCUCCCAGGCUUUGUCGAUGCACAUACCCACAUCUUCCUCCACCCAUACGCCGAAACCCCCGCAUUGCACCAAAUCCUCCACGAAUCCCUUGUGGAACGCACCCUCCGCGCAGCAAACCACGCCCGCGCCGCCCUCGCCGCCGGCUACACGACGUACCGCGACCUGGGCACCGAGGGGCUUGGUGCAGCGGACGUUGGCCUGCGUGACGCAAUAAAUCGUAGCAUCGUGGUAGGGCCGCGGCUCUUCGUCGCGACGGAUCCUCUCGCAUCGUCUGGGGGCUAUGUGUUGCGCGUCGAGAACGAGAAUGCGAGGGUGCCGCGACUCGCGGACGAGGCAGAUGGCGUGGAUGGCGUGCGGGCCGCUGUGCGGCGCAGGCUGGCGGCCGGCGCUGAUGUGGUGAAGUUCUAUGCCGACCAGGAGAAACGCAAUGCUAGGUAUCCGGAGACAGAGACGUGGCCGGGUGCGUUGGGGGUGAGGUUUAAGCCCGAAUGGGGCGACAAGCCGAAGCACUAUUUGCUGUUCUCGGCCUCCGAGAUGCGCGCGAUAGUCGACGAGGCGCACGAGGCGGAGUGUCCAGUUGCGGCGCAUGCAAGCUCGCCGGCGGCUGUGAUAAGGGCAGCGCGGGCGGGGGUGGACAGUGUGGAACAUGGACAGGAGCCUAGCGCGGAGGCUUUGGAAGUGAUGAAGGAGAUGGGCACGAUCUUUGUACCGACGCUAACGGUCAUGGAGGAGGAGGUGCCCGAAGAGGUGGUGGGCAGCAUGUAUCAGCAUACAUACAAUGCGUGGAAAGCAGGAGUUAAGUUGGCGUGCGGUGGGGACAUCGGCCCCGUUGCUCACGGAGAGAAUGUGCGGGAGUUGGAACUUAUGAUUGCGGCUGGGGUUCCCGUGGAAGAGGUGCUGGCUUCUGCAACAUUGCAUGGCUGGGAGGCCUGUGGUGGAGCGUGGUGUGGGAGAAAGUUUGGGUGGUUAGAUGAGGGAUGCGCGGCAGAUAUAGUAGGGUUGAUGGGAGAUCCGAGGGAGGAUGUCAAAAACCUGAGAAGAGUGGAAUUUGUGAUGAAGGAUGGGAGAGCGUGCAAGAUGGACAAUAGAAUGAUUGUGUGA
Molecule: messenger RNA, 1302 nt
Organism: Didymosphaeria variabile
Lineage: Eukaryota; Fungi; Ascomycota; Dothideomycetes; Pleosporales; Didymosphaeriaceae
Exons: 1
Coding region: 1-1302 (433 amino acids)
Molecular function (GO): hydrolase activity, acting on carbon-nitrogen (but not peptide) bonds
Source: RefSeq, a predicted model, not a curated record